Messenger RNA from Phalaenopsis equestris, 2347 nucleotides. Its product is annotated as pentatricopeptide repeat-containing protein At1g62914, mitochondrial-like. The record is from RefSeq and is a predicted model, not a curated record. The coding region runs from base 165 to 2051 and encodes 628 amino acids. Lineage: Eukaryota; Viridiplantae; Streptophyta; Magnoliopsida; Asparagales; Orchidaceae. The transcript has 2 exons. Gene Ontology annotation, molecular function: protein binding.
CCCUACCUGUGAUAUUCUGUCAGCCGCCGAGUUCCAAUAUGCUACAGCUUCCAUAACCCAACUCCGCAGCUCGCCCUUAUCUCAGUUGGACAAAUGAGCCAAACAUUCGCCCAAACUACUCAACGCUGUCUCCACUGUCAUCGACUGCUUCCCUCCAAUACCUAAUGCUUGUAAAAUGGAGCAGAGCCCUUUCUUUCUCUGUUAGGGUUUCUCUCCCCUUCUCAUGCAGCCCUUACCCUGCUCCUAACUCUCCGAUACACCUUUCGCCGGCCGAUAUUGAAUCCCGAAUCCGAUGCUGCUUAUCCUGCGGCAUGAUCGAUGACGCACUGUCUCUCCUCAUCCACUGUUUGGAAGCAGACCCUAACCCUCCAUCCCUCCUCUCAUUUAAUCUCGUCCUCUCUUCCCUGAACAAAUUUCGGCGAUUCGAUUCCACCAUUUCGCUUUACAACUCCAUGCGACGCUCUGGCGUGGCACCCGAUGUCGUCACGCUCAACAUUUUGAUCAAUUGCUACGCAGAAUGCGGGCGCGUGGACUUUGCAAGGAAGGUGUUCGACGAAAUAACGAUGUGGUCUUAUACUCCGACGAUUGUUUCAUGCAAUACUCUGAUCAAGGGUUUUUGUCGCAUAGGUAGGAUUGUUGAUGCGUUUGGAGUUUUUGAUCGGAUCAAGAAGAAUGGGCCAAGUCCAAACAGUAGAACUUUUUCGAUACUUAUUGUUUAUGUUUGUAAGUCUUUGAAUUCUGAAAUUGGCUUGCAGUUGAUUAAUCAAAUGCUGAUUCUUGGUUUGGUUCCUAGCAGCAUUACCUACAACUGUGUUUUGGCUGGGCUGUGUGCUGAAGGUAAACUGAAAUCAGCUAAUGCCUUGUAUUCCAGGUUGAGAAAACUUGGAGUCAUGCCAAAUGUGGUUACUUGCACUGGCUUUUUAAGCAGUCUGUGCAGAAAGAAUAGGCUUGCUGAAGCACAGAUUCUUUUUUAUGAGAUGUUAGAAAAUGGUUUGUUUCCAAGUGAGAGAACUUACUCUGCCCUCAUUCAUGGGCUUGCUUUGGAUGGGCAGUUUGAAAAAGCUAUAGAAAUGAUCGAGGAGAUGCAAUGCUGUGGACUCAGCCCAAAUGUAAUUACUUAUACAGGAAUUAUUACAUCAUUUUGUAAAGAGGGGAGAUUAGAGGAGGCAAAGAGGGUUAUCGAUAUGCUAAAGGAAAAAGGAUUACGCCCUAAUGAGUUUACAUACAGUACUUUGAUUGAUGGAUUCUGUAUUAAAGGAAGACUUGAGGAUGCAGUUUCCGUCUUUAGCCAAAUGGAAGAUGAAGGAAUUGUAAAUAACAUUGUUGCAUACAAUACAUUGAUCCGUGGAUUUUGCAAAUCAGGAAACAUGGAGGAGGCUAUGAAGCUUUUGCAGGUGAUUGUCUGUAAAGGUUCCAAACCUGAUGUUAUAACUUAUAAUACUCUUAUGGAUGGAUACUGUAAAAUUGGAAAUGUUAAGGCUGCUAAGUUGUUGUUAUGCAGAAUGGAGAAGCAGGGUCUGAAACCAAAUGUGAUUACAUUUAACACAUUGAUGGAUGGGCUAUGUAGAGUGGGGGACCUUGAAAGUAUGGCAAACUUGCUUGAGGAGAUGGCUCAGAUAGGGGUGAAACUUGAUGUCUCUACUUAUAGCAUUCUCUUAGGUGGGAUGUGUAAGCUAGGUAAAUUCCAUGAUGUGGAGAAUUUGAUUCUUCACAUGAGUGAAAAUGAGAUUGAACCUGAUCUUAAUCUGUACUCACAUAUGCUUGUUACAUAUUGUAGAAGUAUGAGGUUAGUUGAAGCUAAACAUUUGGUAAUGCAGAUGGAGAAUAGGGGCCUACCUGUAAAUAUAGCUAGCUACUUCGCUAUUCUGCAAGGAUUUUGUAUUAGAGGUGAGAUUGUAGAAGCAGUUCAACUGUUGAAAGAAAUUAUUGUGAAAGGCAUUGCCCCAUCUUUCGUUGCAGUUUCUCUGUUGCUAGAAUAUGUCAGCAGAUUUGGACAACUAGAUAAGUUUGCUUCCUUGCUUCCGAUCACAGAAGGAAAGGUUGGUGGCUGAUUUCUCUGUGUUGAGGGGGAUUUGUUGAUUCUAUAGAGCAUCUUGUGUUUGAUACAAAUAAGUUUUGGCUCUGGCAAUUUCCUUUUUGAAUUGAAGUAACUUGAUGUUCCAACAUGGUUACUGAAGUUUUUGUAUGCAAUACUUGAUUGGCUUUUAAAUGGUUGAGCAGCCCCAUUGGCAGCCGCAAGAGAUUGGAUCCUGACACAUCUUAUGAACAAUGAAGAUGAUGUUUUUCACUUGGCUCAUCACAAAACUUGGUGACAUAAUCAAUGCAAAGUAAGAACUUCAAUGCUCAG